AUGGCUGCUUCCGUCAUGUCGCGGUCUGCUUCUUGCCGCUCCUUGUUCUCCAGAAGCCCUUCCAUCUGCAUACGGGAAUCAGGGCAUAUGUAUCGGCUGCGUGAUGCUUCCCGACGGAAGUUGCCAGCAUUGGCAGCCCUUGCCCGAUUCUAUGCCUCCAAAUGCAAGUAG
Molecule: messenger RNA, 171 nt
Organism: Paracoccidioides lutzii Pb01
Exons: 2
Coding region: 1-171 (56 amino acids)
Source: RefSeq, a predicted model, not a curated record